Lolium rigidum is the source of this 2224-nucleotide messenger RNA. Its product is annotated as pentatricopeptide repeat-containing protein At1g31920. The transcript has a single exon. Bases 313 to 2151 code for a protein of 612 amino acids. Gene Ontology annotation, molecular function: protein binding; RNA binding; zinc ion binding. The record is from RefSeq and is a predicted model, not a curated record. Gene Ontology annotation, biological process: RNA modification. NCBI's taxonomy places the organism in Eukaryota, Viridiplantae, Streptophyta, Magnoliopsida, Poales, Poaceae.
UCCAACCCCUGGAUGACACUCCACAACCCAUGAAAAUCCCAGCACCGCUUCCUAGCCACGAAAUCCUUCCAAGCUAGUCCCCACCCCGGAGCAGUUCCAUGUCCACGCCGAGUGAAGAACGACGAAGCUGAGUGAGCCGUGAGCUAGAUAGCAGGAUUACAAUUUACUCAGUCCGGGGAUAGGGACAUUGGAUCUUCACUCCUUGCGGUUACUAGUUCUUGUGGCUGUGGACUCUCGAUCUCCAUGUAGCCACUCGUUGCAGUCGCGAGAAUGGUGGUCUCAUUCUCAUAGCCCGUGUUGCCCUGCACGCCCAUGGUGGGAGGUCUAGUGCUCCCCCACUCUCAGCACCAGGUCGCCACGCCAAGAACCACCGCCGCGCCGGCGCCGUCGACGCAGGCGCUGGAGCAGGCGCCAUGCUGCACCACGGUCUCGGCGCGUGGUGGCCUGGACGAGGUCCGGAAGGCGCACGCGCGGCACGUCAAGCUCGGCCUCGACCGCUCCCCGCGGCACGCGCGGCCGCUCCUCGCGGCGUGCGCGCUCGGGGACUGGCCGGGCAGCAUGCAGUACGCGGCGGCCAUCUUCGCCACGCUCGACGACCCGGAGGCGUUCGACUACAACACCCUGAUGCGCGGCCACGUCGUCGGUGCCCGCGACCCCGCGGCCGCGCUGCGGCUGUACGUCGACAUGCUGCACAACGGCGUCGAUCCCGACGGCUACACGUUCCCGUUCGUCCUCAAGGCGUGCGCGCAGCUCGCCGCCUCGCGACAAGGGAGGCAGCUGCAGGGACACGCCACGAAGCUCGGCUUCUCCCGGCACAACGAGCACGUGCAGAACAGCCUCAUCAGCUUCUACGGCAAGUGCGGCGAGGCGGAGCUGGCGCGCCGGGCGUUCGAGCAGAUGGAGGCCGGGGAGAGGACGGCGGCGUCCUGGAGCGCGCUGCUCGCCGCGUACACGAGGGCCGGGCUGUGGGCUGAGUGCCUCGAGGCGUUCGGCGCGAUGGCGCGCGACGGGUGGAGGCCCGACGAAAGCUCCAUGGUGAGCGCGCUCUCGGCGUGCGCCCACCUGGGCGCCUACGACGUCGGCCGGAGCGUCCACUGCGCGCUGCUGAGGAACACGGCGAGGCUCAACACGUUCAUGGAGACGUCCAUGGUGGACAUGUACGCCAAGUGCGGCUGCAUCGAGAAGGCGACGGCGGUGUUCGACGGGAUGGGCGGCGGGAAGAACGUCUGGACGUACAGCGCCAUGGUGUCCGGUUUGGCGCUGCACGGGGACGGGCGGAAGGCGCUGCAGGUGUUCGACGCGAUGGUCAGUGAGGGACACAGGCCCGACGAGGCCGUGUACGUCGGCGUGCUGAACGCUUGCAGCCGCUCCGGGCUGCUCGACGAAGGGCUCCGGUGCUUCGACCGGAUGCGGCUGGAGCACAUUGUGGCUCCCAACGCGCAGCACUACGGCUGCAUGGUGGACCUCUUGGCCCGCGCCGGGAGGCUGGAAGAGGCGCGCGCACUCAUCGGGAACAUGCCCACGGGUCCGACAGACUCGGCAUGGCGGAGCCUGCUCAACGCCUGCCGGAUCCACGGUGACAUUGAGCACGCCGAACGCGCGCUGAGGGAGCUGGCGCGCCUCGGCGGCGCAGCUAACGCCGGCGACUACAUAAUCGUCGCGGACAUGCACGCCAGCGCCAAGAACUGGGACGCGGCGGCGGCGCUCCGGGUGCAGGCGGUGGACAGGGGCCUAGCGCAGGCGCAGGGCUUGAGCGCCGUGGAGGUGCACGGCAGGAUGCACCGGUUCGUGUCUCAGGACCGGUCGCAUCCUCGGACGGCCGACAUCUACGAGAUGCUCCACCAGAUGGAGUGGCAGCUCCGGUUCGAGGGGUACAAGCCCGACACGACGGAUGUGGCGCUGGACGUCAACGACGAGGAGAAGCUGCGCGCCGUCGCCGCGCACAGCCAGAAGCUGGCAAUGGCGUUCGGCCUGCUCAGCACGCCGGAAGGGACUCCGGUGAGGGUCGUCACCAACCUCCGGAUGAGCAAAGAGUGUCACGCGUACAGCGCGCUGAUAUCGGAGAUCUUCGGGAGGGAGGUCGUCGUCAGAGACCGGAACCGUUUCCACCGGUUCAGGCGUGGUGCCUGCAGCUGCGGGAACUACUGGUAGUGCCAGGCAUUAAGCCAUUAACUGUGAAUUGUAUGAUGUUAUGGAUGUUGUAAAUAUCACAGGCAUUUCCUAA